ACAACUUUUGAAGGUUAAGUAGAAAUGGCGAAUCGAAUCAUCUCUGUUUCGUUUUCAUUUACAGUGAUUUACAGCACCGCAACACGUGAGUCCACACUUGCGUACACUUGUUGGUCUCGAACGAGAGAAUGAAGUGCAUCACUCCGGAAAUCUCGUGGCAUAAUCGCGACCCGGUGCUAAGCGUCGAUGUACAGAAUGGCUUGUAUGAAAAUUCGAAAGGAGAGACGUUUUGGAGAGUGGCGACCGGAGGAGCGGACUGCCACGUUCUGAUUUGGCACUUGACAACAACCAAUUGUGGUGGAGCUACUGCAACUUUUGCAGUGGAUUUGGAUCGUCAUCAGAAGGCAGUUAAUGUUGUAAGAUUUUCACCUUCAAAGGAAAUUUUAGCAUCAGGAGAUGAUGAGUCAGUCAUUAUUUUGUGGAAAGUAAAGGAGGGACGAGACUUCUCUCCACCUUUGGAUGAUAAUGAAAAUAAAGAACAGUGGACUUCUUGGAAAGUACUGAGGGGCCACAUUGAAGAUAUUUAUGAUAUUAGCUGGUCACCAGACUCCAAUUCCUUAAUUUCUGGAUCUGUUGAUAAUACUGCUAUACUGUGGGAUAUCCAAAAAGGUCGUAAAACUGCGAUAUUACAGGAUCACAAAGGUUUUGUGCAAGGGGUGUCUUGGGAUCCUUGCAAUCAAUAUGUGUGCACUAUCAGUACAGACAGACACUGCCGUUUAAUAAAUAUUGCUACAAAGAAAGUUGUUCAGCGUGUUUAUAAAUCCAAAAUUCCAAUGCCACCUGGCAGCACUUUGGCGGGAAAGCUCGUGCGAUUGUUUUACGACGACACCUUCAAAUCUUUCUUUCGUAGGCUGACUUUCUCGAUAGAUGGAUCCCUGAUUUUUGUUCCGUCUGGAAUAAUUGAGUUGCAAGAAACCACAGAGACUAUAUCAAAUGCAAUAAUUGUUUUUUCUAGAGAAGAUAUGAGAGAACCAAUAAUGAUAUUUCCUACUUUAAAUGAAUGUACUAUAGCAGUACGCUGUUGCCCUGUAUAUUUUGAAUUACGAAAAGAUGGUCCAACUGCAUUGGUACCGCUACCCUAUAGAAUGGUACUUGCUGUUGCAACACAAAGUUCUAUAUUACUUUACGAUACGCAACAGACCUCUCCGAUCGGUGUAGUAUCACUCAUUCAUUAUGGUAGAUUGAAUGAUCUUUCAUGGUCUAGCGAUGGCCAAAUUUUAAUCGUGUCUUCGAGCGAUGGCUAUUGUUCCAUAAUACAUUUUGAAGAAGGCGAAUUAGGUAAAAUUUAUAAAAUGAAAGACUCUGUACAAGAGAUUGAAAUAGUAAAGAAAACAUCAAAAAAUUUUGGCAAAACUUCAAAUUCUAUGAUCAAAAACAAAGACAAUAAUCUUGUUUUCGAUGUGGAUGAUUGUGCAAUGGACAUUGAACUUGUGAAAAGUAACACAAAUGACAAUGUGGCAAAUCAUGGAUCUGAAGAACUUACUGCACAAAAAUCGGACAAGGCCGAGGAAAUAAAUAAUCAAAAUAUUAGAUUAGAAGAUAAUUUGCAAGUAGAUAAGAAAUCGGAAGAAGAAACAGAAGAUAUUCAGUUGGUGUACAAUGAAGAAAACAGUACUGAUACAAGCAAGACUAGAACUAGAAAUACGCCACAAAAAUCUGAUGUUGCUUCUAUUGUAUGCAACAAAACCCCUAGAAGAGUAAAAUUAAUUACUUUAUCAAGUCCAAAGGGACUUAAGAAACAGUAGCUUAUAAAAAAUAAACUUGUAAGAUUUACAGUAUAGCUUUUAAUUAUGUAAUUUAUAAUGUAUGAUAUCGGCUAGAGCAUAAAACCGAUCGUUCAUGAUAAAUAUAAGAUUAAGAAAUAUAGAUUUAUAAUUAUAAA
Molecule: messenger RNA, 1882 nt
Organism: Monomorium pharaonis (pharaoh ant)
Lineage: Eukaryota; Metazoa; Arthropoda; Insecta; Hymenoptera; Formicidae
Gene: Caf1-105
Product: chromatin assembly factor 1 subunit B
Exons: 6
Coding region: 129-1745 (538 amino acids)
Biological process (GO): DNA replication-dependent chromatin assembly; nucleosome assembly
Cellular component (GO): CAF-1 complex; nucleus
Molecular function (GO): protein binding
Source: RefSeq, a predicted model, not a curated record